ACCCCCACCCUUUUGGCUAGCCAGUCUACACACCCCUUCAGCUCCUCCUUGAUUCAAAUGUUAGGUCAAGAGGAAGAAGGAAAACAAAUACAAGAGUUGCUCUUAAGCGUCUAGAAUUUUCUGUAUCCCAUCUCUUAAGAGACUGGCCCCAGAUCUGACUCAGUCCACUCCAAGCUAAACUCUCCUCUCAAAGCAGCAUUUCUUGAGCCUUUGGAUUAAACUGGAAGAAAAAUCCACAGGUAUUGUGGUCUCUGAGGGAAACAGGGGCUGACAACUGGCAAUAAAAACAGAAAGAUGGCAAGCGUGAGGCCCAGGACUCAAGCAGAUCCUGAAAUUGAGCUUUUUGUGAAGGCUGGGAGUGAUGGGGAGAGUAUCGGAAACUGUCCAUUCUGUCAACGCCUUUUUAUGAUUCUCUGGCUUAAAGGAGUUAAAUUUAGUGUGACUACUGUUGACAUGACCAGGAAGCCUGAAGAGCUGAAAGACUUAGCUCCAGGUACCAACCCUCCCUUCCUGAUAUAUAAUAAGGAGCUGAAAACAGAUUUCAUUAAAAUUGAAGAGUUUCUAGAACAGACGCUGGCUCCUCCAAGUGAGGGUGUACAUCGUGACAGGAGUGAAUGGGCAGAAAGAACUGCCUGCUACAUAGUUGCUGCCAAGAAAUACCGUGAUUUUGACAUUCCACCAGAAUUCUCAGGCGUCUGGCGCUAUCUCCACAAUGCUUAUGCCCGCGAAGAAUUUGCCCAUACAUGCCCUGAAGAUAAAGAAAUUGAAAAUACUUAUGCAUAUGUGGCUAAACAAAAGAGUUAAGACAACUCUUUCAGGAGAAAAAGCUCUUUGUAAUCAAUUUUCACUUUCUACUGUAUUAGAAACAUUUUUGAAAUACUAAUAUGGAAAGUACUAUUUCCUUUAUCCAAUUCAUUUAUGAAAAAUAAUUUAUAUAUAUAUGCAUUUUCUAUACUAGUUAGCCAUAAACAAUCUAUCCACUUUUAUUUUAUAUAUCUUCAUUUUGUACUCUAUCUCCUUUAUUCCUAUGGCAAACCACUGCAAUAUUGAAUGACAUGGAAAGCAUCGAGAUCUUUUGUCCUUUACUUAGGUUCCUAGAAUGCAUAAUGUUUGAGUUAAACAUUCCUGAAGUUACAAAUGAUAUAAGUAGAGCCACAAUCUCAAGCUAUUAUUUAGAAAUGAUUCCAUCCAAAUCAUAAUAAUUUGACAUUUUGUUAACUGAAUAUACAUGAGUCUAUUUCUGAAAUAAUGAAAUUAGACUGAGUAUCAGAGAGGCAAAUUUUAAAAUCAUUAGAGAUUAAGAUUAAUUGGUCAUAGAACAGCAUUCAAUGCCUACAAAUAUAGUCACAUUAUAGUCAGAGGUGAUGAUAUUGACUUUGUGACCAGAUUAUGUUAUUAGUAAGUAUUCAUUGUAUGAAAGACAAAAUCAGAAGCAAAUGGACAGCAAAGCUGUAAAAUCGAUUGGAUCUUUAUUCAUAGAAAUAAGCAGGAAACUAAGAAAGUUGGCUAAUCAAAAGGUCUUAUUGUUGUCCAUUAAAUGAGAAGGCACUUAACCCUGUGAUUUACAGAGUGUUCACAAAACUUUCUGUACAAUUAAAACCAUAACAUAUGUAUUUAGAUUCAUAGAGGUAUCCUCAAAUCAUUCAAAACUAAGGUGGGUGGGAAAGGAAAGGGAGGAGUUGAGGAAGUGGGGAGGAAAGGGAUAGUAGGGGAAAUAUA
Messenger RNA from Dipodomys ordii (Ord's kangaroo rat), 1719 nucleotides. RefSeq names its product chloride intracellular channel 2 (gene Clic2). Bases 295 to 804 code for a protein of 169 amino acids. The transcript has 5 exons. NCBI's taxonomy places the organism in Eukaryota, Metazoa, Chordata, Mammalia, Rodentia, Heteromyidae. The record is from RefSeq and is a predicted model, not a curated record.